GGGAUUCUAUUUCCGGUUCCUCGGGGUCCUGAUAACGCGCAUUGGAAAGACGACCGUCUAUCUGCUCAGCAAAUAUACCGCUUAUUUCAUUCAUUUUGACGUUUAUAACACGCUGUAAACAUGUCUGGCAGAGACGGAGGAAAAAAGAAGCCACUUAAGGCGCCCAAGAAACAAAACAAAGACAUGGAUGAGGAUGAAAUGGCAUUCAAGCAGAAGCAAAAGGAUGAGCAGAAGGCCCUGGAUGCGUUGAAGGCCAAGGCAUCAGGAAAAGGGCCACUAGGUGGCAGCGGCAUCAAGAAAUCAGGGAAGAAGUAACAUCUGAAGCAGAAGAUGCACAAUCCCUUCAUUUCCUGAAUGUUAAACUUUAAUUUCUUUUUGCUUUAAAUAUUAACGUGUCACACUGAAAACCUGCCGCAAUGCUAAUCUCAUUCUUUAGCGAAACUGUGUAAAAAUAAAAGUAAUUUUAAAGAGUUCAAGUACCUUUUUUCUAAUGAAAUUUAGGGAUUUCACUCUGACUUCUCCUUCAGUCAUACGUUCAAGACCCAAACCUUCAAAUUCAGUUUAAAUGUUAACAUUUUUGCAGCUUCAGAAGCCGUUGGUAUGAAAAAACUGAAUCUGAUGUUCACUGCAUCAUUUUGUGAAAUUCACCCAAGUUCUGUUUCUUUUUGUCUUGUAAAGAGGGAGAUGACAAUAAAAUGCUUUUUGUAA
Cololabis saira (Pacific saury) is the source of this 708-nucleotide messenger RNA. RefSeq names its product translation machinery-associated protein 7. The record is from RefSeq and is a predicted model, not a curated record. The transcript is spliced from 4 exons. Bases 121 to 315 code for a protein of 64 amino acids. NCBI's taxonomy places the organism in Eukaryota, Metazoa, Chordata, Actinopteri, Beloniformes, Belonidae.